AUGGCCAUUCCUUCCACUUUCGAGGCAGUCAAGGCUCAUCUUGCCGAGGUUCAAGCGACCCCAUCCACGCCCCUGGACGUCUCCUUAAUUGCCCGACUGAAGCUACAAUUAAUCAACGACGCCGAUCCCGUUGUCCCCGCCACGAUCUUAUCGCAGGUCUCGACCCUGCUACCCGUCAUUCAAGAAGAUCCCACUCCCCUGACCACACUCGCAACGGCUGCAUGCGGCUCUUUGAGCUUCACGGACAUUUGUUCCAUUGAACCGGCAAUCGAUUUCACUGCGGGCUUUCAGGCUCCGUCAGAACCCAUCAAUUUGCUUGCACUUUCAUUGCUUGCCAAGGCUGCACAGACAUCCAGUGAUGCAGCAAUAGUGGCUGGGAACUCGCAGCUUGUCAGUGCUCUGAUCCAGCUUUGGCUUACGACGUCAUCAACUGCGGUUACCCAGGCUGCACUCGAUGUGCUUUGGGACCUGUUAGAAGUAGAUUCCGUGAGUCCACUGGAAAAGGGGGAAUGUGAGAACAGCACCGAUGAUCCACGCACAGGCCAAGGAUUGAUGUGGAGGAGAGUGUUCAAGGACAAGGAUGUAUACGGGUUGUUGUUUGGACUCUGCAGCCUGAAAGGCGAUGCACCAGAAGGCUUGACAAAGCGAGAGCGAACUGUGGCACAAGGCAGGCUGAUGGGUCUUCUUGUCCGAGCCGGUCGCUUGCAUUGGGACAUCGUUUCUAAAUCGCAAAAUCCAGAGAUCGAAGCAAGAUAUGAGAGCUCAAGUCUACUCGAAUUUGCAACAACUCGGAUGGUGGAUUUGAGCGACGUACUCAUGCACAUGACCGUCUUGGGCUUUUACGGAGACUUGAUUAGGAUCGACGCCCCCGGUCUUGUAGCUCGGAGCGCAGUGCAGUCCGCAUCAACUUUUUCUUCGCCUGCUCUGGAUUUUCUCAUCUCAGCAGGUGUACAUGAGAAGGUGAUCAGCUACUAUCUCGACGACUCAAAGUUGGAGCCGGUGGAUCUGAUCUACCUCUCUGGUCCGACCAUGGCUUAUAUUGCCAAAUACGCGGAGCUGUACCCUAAUCACAUUCUCACGAAUCCGUCGACUGUGCUAGACGGGAUUAUUGCACGCAUCAACCGGUCUCUCGCCGUUUCUUCUACUCAGUGGGCACGAGGUAAUGUUCCAACUGGACACCUGAGCAUCCUAGCUUCUCUUCCUCGGGCACUUAUCAUUGAGGCUGGGAGACAUGGCUUGAAUCCGUUACUACGGAUUCCUACUUCACCCCCGAAUGGUGAGGCGUUCGAUGUCCUUGGAAAGAUUUUCCACGGGCCAACUCGGACCACCAUGCCGGAUGCGAUGGAUUUGAAUGCAUCAGGCCAGACCCCGACAGACUGGCAUCGUGAAGCUGGUGCUGCCCGUGCCCUCUACUUCAUGUAUCUUAACCACAACCCUGGAUUCUGGUCUGAUAUUGUUUCAGCAGCAGAUGUGUUGGCGAUGAAGGACGUCGCUCUGUCCGCAAUUGCUUUCAUGAACGCUAUUGUGCUCGCAAACUGGGAACCCCCAUAUCCCGCGUCGCACGUGGAGAACAACUCUUCGCGAUUCAAGCUGCCGUCUGAAGAGGAGCUGGGUAAAUUGUCGCCCGCACCUAGUGGUCUUCUUCCACUAUCGGGACCCUGGGCUGUGCUGACUCCGCCUGCGUUGACCACUCUCUUACCGUAUCUUUUCAAGCCACCACGGACAUAUGCCGAAUUCGUGGGUGGUGGAGCUGGUGACUCGCAACAUGCUGUUUGGAAGGUCGCCACGGCGAAGCAUGAGGUACUUGUCGCGCUGUACAACCGCCUUCGUGAAGCCGGUGGGCAGGCGGAAGGCUUUGAGGAUAUUUUACGGACUCUGCGCCAAAGAGUCAACGAAGGCCCUGCAGGCCCUGUGCAAUCUACCGCCCCUCAAGUAGAAGCCAUCGGUCUCUAA
Messenger RNA from Penicillium oxalicum, 1953 nucleotides. RefSeq lists its product as uncharacterized. The record is from RefSeq and is a predicted model, not a curated record. Bases 1 to 1953 code for a protein of 650 amino acids. NCBI's taxonomy places the organism in Eukaryota, Fungi, Ascomycota, Eurotiomycetes, Eurotiales, Aspergillaceae. The transcript has a single exon.